Messenger RNA from Colias croceus (clouded yellow), 1030 nucleotides. RefSeq names its product peroxisomal biogenesis factor 19 (gene Pex19). The record is from RefSeq and is a predicted model, not a curated record. Bases 88 to 960 code for a protein of 290 amino acids. Gene Ontology annotation, cellular component: peroxisomal membrane; peroxisome. Gene Ontology annotation, biological process: protein import into peroxisome membrane. The transcript has 8 exons. Lineage: Eukaryota; Metazoa; Arthropoda; Insecta; Lepidoptera; Pieridae.
AAGAAUUGACCUAUGAACUGUCAAAAAAAUUUCGGAAGUGCAUUUAGUAAAUAGAAUAUAAUUAGAUUCUAUUAAUUUAUAUUUAUAAUGUCUGAUAAUAAUAAAGAAGUAGAAAAGAAAGAUGUCGACCCUGAGCUCGAUGAUCUGUUGGACAGUGCCUUACAAGACAUGACCAAGAAGCCGGCAGAGCCGCCGGUGGCCACGGACGGGCAGAACAUAUGGAGCGAGGAGUUCAUCAAAGAAGCCGCGGCACAGUUUGAGAGCAACAUGGCGGCUAUACUUGGCAGCUUUAGCGGGAUGCCUGAGGAACAAAUAUCACAAGAACAGAUUGCACAGACUUUCUCUAAAAUGGCAGAAGCAGCAGCUCAAGUGCUCAAGCCUCAAGCGGAAGGCAGCGAGGUACAAGCUACAGAGCCUGACCCCAAUGUACAGGAUAAAAUUGAUGAGGUAUCAGCGGCGAUAUCACAAACGCUACAAAACCUGAACACAAACACUGAGAGCUUACAAACCCCGUUCUCAGACGCAGACCUGGCGAGUAUGUUCAGUAACUUUAAUCUGGGAGACGCGGGACAAACGGACGGCAACAUGUUCGUCCCGUUCAUGCAAGGCAUGAUGCAGUCGCUCCUCUCUAAGGAAGUGUUGUAUCCGUCACUCAAGGAGCUCGUGGACAAGUACCCGGCUUGGUUGGAGGCAAAUAGGGGCAAGAUUGAGGCAAAGGAACUGGAGAGGUUCGAGCAACAACAGGAUCUAAUGCAGCGUGUGUGCGCCGAGCUCGAGCCGGAAAGUGAAAGUGACUCGGAAGAUGUUAAACGGGCAAGGUUCCAGACUGUACUCGAACUUAUGCAGCGGAUGCAAGACCUCGGCCAGCCUCCCACAGAGCUAGUGGGAGACAUCGCAGCUCCGCCCGAAGGGUUCGCACCCGCGCCCGGACAGGACCCCAGCCAGUGCUGUCUUAUGUAGACAUACAUACAUACAGAUUGUACUAACUAGAAGACGACAUAUUGACGGACAGACGGAUGGACAGACAGAG